AUGGCUACUGGACAAGAGAUGAUCCGCCUCAGUAAGAAUGUUCCGGGGUCUCGUCCUAAGAUGAGAUUUCCACUUCCUGUCCGAGAGCAACAAAUAGGCUUUCGCACUUCCGUUGAGACAUCAAUCCCUAGCGACCUCGGUAGUGCAGCUUCAUCACCUCUCAAUUUCCUCGCUUUGCUUCGGGACCCUAGCUAUGAUAACAUAGAUAGAAGAGAGAAGACAGGAAUCAGACUGGAACGAAUAAGAACGGAAAGGAAGACAAAGGGGAGAGAUAAGAGGAGCGGGAAAGGCCAGACUUAUCAGACAACUUUGGGGGUAUACAUAGGGGCGACGGAACAAGAGGGGGGAUGGUUCCCCCUCCUGGACCUCCCCCUCCACACCGCUACGGACUAG
Messenger RNA from Striga asiatica, 393 nucleotides. The record is from the annotation of a GenBank genome assembly. NCBI's taxonomy places the organism in Eukaryota, Viridiplantae, Streptophyta, Magnoliopsida, Lamiales, Orobanchaceae.